AUGGCUGGGGUGCAGCAGUGCCUGCUCCAGCUGCACCGCUGCCUGCAGCCCGGCGAUGCCGGCGGCGGCGCCCUGCACGGAUACAGCCUGCUCCGCAGCCUGGCCGAGACCUGCGUGGCCAGCCUGACCAGCGGCGAGCAGGCGCUGCACCUGUCCCUGGUGUUUUCCCAGGAUCAUGGCUUACUCGUCUUUAUCCACAGAUCUCUCACCAUCGAGGAGUUUCGAGAUUGCAGGGAAGAAGCAUUGAAGUUUCUUUCUGUCUUUAUGGAAAAAGUUGGUGACAAAAUUCAUCCUUAUGCCUGUAAUAUUAAGCAAACGUGUCUUAGUGUCUAUACAAAAGAGAGAGCAGCAAAAUGUAAAAUCUCAGCGCUGGAACUUCUGAUUAAGUUGCUUCACAGUUUACAACGUUCCUGUCUGAUGGAAGAAAUGAAAGUUAGAGAGAUAUUUAAUAAAUUUUAUGAGGAGCUUGCUGCAAAAAGUAGAAUUCCUGAUACAGUAUUGGAAAAGAUUUAUGAGCUUUUGGGAGUUUUGGGAGAAGUCCAGCCUAGUGACAUGAUUAACAACGCUGAAAAACUAUUCCGAGCUUAUUUGAGAGAGCUUAGAACACAGAUGACAUCUGCUACAAGGGGACCCAAGCUACCUCUUGUAGCAGGAUGUCUGAGGGGACUGGUUGCACUCAUGUACAACUUCACCAAGUCUGUGGAUGAAGAUCCUCAGACGGCAAAGGAGAUUUUUGAUUUUGCAAUGAAGGCAAUCAACCCACAGGUUGAUCAGAAGCGAUAUGCAGUACCUCUAGCUGGAUUACAGUUGUUCAGCUGGCACUCGGCUCAGUUUGGAGCAUUGCUCCUGGACAACUAUGUGUCCCUCUAUGAAGUGAUGUGCAAAUGGUGUGGCCACACGCAUCAGGAGCUGAAGAAAGCCAGUUAUUCUGCACUGGAUUCAUUCCUUAAGCAGAUUUCUUUAAUGGUGGCUAAGGAUGCAGAGCUACACAAGAGCAAGUUGCAGUUCUUCAUGGAGCAGUUCUAUGGAACCAUCAGGAGGAUGGAUUCGAGCAGCAAAGAGUUGUCCAUUGCCAUUCGUGGAUAUGGGCUUUUUGCAUCACCCUGUAAAGCUAUACAUCCUGAGGAUGUGGAUAACAUGUAUGUGGAGCUCCUUCAGCGUUGCAAGCAAAUGUUCCUCACAGAAGCAGAAACAAUAGAUGACCAUCUGUAUCAGCUACCAAGUUUCCUCCAGUCCAUUGCAAGUGUGAUAUUCCAUAUAGAUACAGUUCCUGAGGUAUACACUCCAGUUCUUGAACAUCUAGUUGUGCUGCAGAUCAUCAGCUUUCCACAGUACAGUGAAAAAAUGCAGCCGGUCUGUUACAGAUCUAUAAUAAAGGUGUUUCUGUCUCUCUCAGGAAAAGGUCCAGUUUUCUGGAGCUUUAUUAGCACUGUGGUGCAUCAGGGAUUAAUCAGAAUUUUCUCCAAGCCAAUCACAUUUUCGAAGGAAUUUUUUGUAAAAGAAACUUCUGGAUCAGAAGAAGCCUUUGAAGCUGGAGAAGUUGGGACACGAAGAUCAAAAGUACCAACUUAUAAGGACUAUCUGUACCUCUUUAGAAGUCUACUGAGCUGUGACACAAUGAAGGAAUGCGUUUUUGAAGAUGCAAACUUUCUUACUGAAAAUGCACAACUGCAAUCCCUGAGUCGUGUCCUGUAUGAUGAACUUAUAAAAUCUAUUUUGAAGAUUAUUGAGAAAUUGGACCUGACUGUUCAGAAACUGGAUGUUAGUGAACAGGAUGGAAAUGCAGGUGACAGUGCUUUGGUUGGGCCUUCUUCUGACCCUGCUUCAAACCUUCAGCCAACGAAGCCAAUAGAUUUUAUUGCCUUUAUAAAUCUAGUGGAAUUCUGCAGAGAGAUACUUCCAGAGAAACAUGUGGAAUACUUUCACCCUUGGGUAUAUUCCUUCGGUUAUGAGCUUAUUGUACAUUCAACAAGACUACCUCUUAUUAGUGGAUUCUACAAGCUGCUCUCAGUUGCAAUGAAAAUUGCCAAGAGGAUAAAAUACUUUGAGGAUGUCAGCCCAAGAAGCUUCAGAAGAUGUCCUGAAGACCCAGAAAAGAGCUCUUGCUUUGCACUAUUUGUAAAGUUUGGAAAAGAGGUUGCAGCAAAAAUGAAACAGUAUAAAGAUGAGUUGUUGGCAUCUUGUCUGAUUUUUUUGCUCUCUUUACCACAUGACAUCAUCAUGCUUGAUAUCAAAGCAUAUAUUCCUGCACUGCAGAAUGCAUUUAAGCUGGGCCUUAGCUGUAUCCCAAUGGCUGAUCUGGGCCUGGAUGCUUUGGAAGACUGGUCAGUUCACAUCCCCAGACAUAUGAUGAAACCCUAUUACAAGGAUGUCCUGCCUCUUCUUGAUGGUUAUUUGAAAACCUCUACAUCUACAGUUGAAUCCCAGAAUAACUGGGAAGUAAGGAAACUUUCUCAAGCAGCCCAGAAAGGACGUAAUAAAGUUGUGAUACAGCAUAUAAGAAAAGCAAAGACAUUUUCAGUGGAUAAUAGUCCCUCCUUGGAAGCAGUAAGGACUAGAGUGGCACGCCUUCUUGGAUCUUUGGGAGGGCAGAUUAACCACAACUUAAUUACAGCUACCUCUGCAGAAGAUAUGAUGAAGAAAUGUGUAUCCUGGGACACUGAGAAGCACCUGAGCUUUGCUGUACCAUUUGCAGAUAUGAAGCCUGUCAUCUACUUGGACUUAUUUUUGCCUCAUGUGACUGAACUGGCUCUUUCUGCAAGUGACAGGCAAACAAAAGUUGCAGCAUGUGAGCUGCUGCAUGGCAUAGUCACAUAUAUGUUGGGGAAAGCCUCUCAGAUGCCAGAAGGACAUCAGGGUCCCCCACCUAUGUACCAUUUACAUAAGCGAGUAUUUCCAGUUCUGCUUCGUCUUGCUUGUGACAUAGACCAGGUAGCAAGACAGUUGUAUGAGCCUUUGGUCAUGCAGCUCAUUCACUGGUUUACCAACAACAAAAAAUUUGAGAGUCAAGAUACAAUGGCACUCCUGGAAGCUAUCCUGAGUGGCAUAGUGGAUCCAGUUGACAGCACUCUGAGAGAUUUCUGUGGUCAGUGUGUACGAGAAUUCUUGAAAUGGUCUAUCAAGCAGACUACACCAAGACAGCAGGAGGAAAGCCCAGCAAACACCAAGUCUCUUUUUAAACGGCUGUACAGUCUUGCUCUUCACCCCAGUGCUUUCAAGAGGCUGGGUGCAGCACUUGCUUUUAACAGUAUCUACAGAGAAUUUAGGGAAGAAAAUUCUCUGGUGGAGCAGUUCAUAUUUGAAGCACUGGUUGUUUUUCUGGAAAGCCUGGCUUUAGCCCAUACAGAUGAGAAGUCAUUAGGUACUGCCCAACAGUGCAGUGAUGCUAUUGAUCACCUGAAGCGCAUAAUCAAGCAUAAAGCACCUUCUCUGAACAAGGAAGGAAAACGGCGGGUGCCACGGGGAUUCCCAGCUACUAAAUCUGUGUGUCUUCAGGACAUUGCUAUGUGGCUCUUAGUGCAGUGCGGACGACCUCAGACAGAGUGCCGACAUAAAGCCAUGGAGCUCUUCUAUGAAUUUGUUCCUUUGUUACCAGGAAACAAGUCUCCAUCUUCUUGGCUGGCUGAUACUCUAAAAAACUCUUUCCUCAUUAGUAAAUUUGAAGGAGGUGGCAGUGAUGCCAAAAGUCCAUCUGGGAUCCUUUCUCAGCCAACUCUCCAUGGCAUGCAGGAACCCUUCAGUUUACAGGCUGUCAUGCAGUGGAUGGACAUGUUCUUAGCAGCACUGGAUUGCUACAAUACAUUCUUUGAGCUGCAGAUGAUCAAACUUAAUGAAGUACUAGGUGUAAAUAAAAGUUCCUCGUUCUUGAAAGCUGUGCAGUUCUUCCUGGACACUCUUGCUUUGCAUGAUAUCCAUGCAGCAGAGCAGUGCUUUGAUAGCAGUUUGAAAGGCAGCAUGUUCAGUCCUCAGGAAAAGGACACGUACAACUACAGCAAGUGCACCAUUAUAGUCCGGAUCAUGGAGUUUGUCACCAUCAUCCUGGAAAUGUGCCAGCAGGAUUUCUGGAAGCUGCUUGAGAAGGAACUGCUAAAUGCAAAGUUUAUAGAGCUUGUGGUGAUGACAGUGUGUGAUCCAUCACACAUAGGCUUUAACACAGCUGAUGUGCAAGUCAUGAAAAACCUCCCAGAUAUCUCAGUAAGACUCAUGAAAGCACUGAUGAAAUCUCCUUAUCAGGAAUCUUUGACAUUGUGCAUAAAAGAAAGAAUCACACCACAGAGCCUUGAGGACCUUUGUUCUGUUGAUCUGUUUAAUUCAGAGGCACGUUUGGAUCAAGUUAGGUUUAGUGCUGUCCUUUCUGCCUGCAAGCAGCUCCAGAAAUCUGGCCUGCUUCAUUCUGUUCUUCAUGGUCAGGAUGAAGGGCCUCAUUUCUCAGUUGGCUCCAAGCUUCUUUCAGUUGUCUAUAAAGGCAUUGCACCUGAGGGUGAAAGGAUAUCUCUUCCAUGCUUAGACAUCAGCAGUAAGCGACUAGCUGACAGUCUUCUGCAGCUGGCCUUUGCUAUUGAUGAGAAGUGUGAGGAGCUAUUAAGUCUGCUGUUGAACACAGCAGUGUUAUCUGUGCCAUUGUCAGGAGCAUCACAGAACCACCUGAUGAAUUUCUCUCAUGGACAGUAUUUCUACAGCCUGUUCUCAGAAACCAUCAAUCAACAGCUACUGAAAAACCUGGAUGUGAUCAUAGUCCGUCUUAUGGAGUCAUCUGUCAGCAAUCCUCAAAUGGUUGGGAGCAUUUUGAAUGGCAUGUUAGAUCAGAGCUUUAGGGACCGUACUGUGCGCAAGCAGCAGGGAGCAAAACUGGUGACAGCUGUACUAAGAAACUGGGAGAAACUGGAUAGCUGGUGGGCCAAAGGUUCAUCUGCUGAGAGCAAAAUGGCAGUCCUGACCUUGCUGGCAAAAGUUCUUCAGAUAGACUCUUCAGUUUCUUUCAAUACCAAUCAUGAAGCAUUUACAGCUGUUUUUAAUACCUAUACCAGUCUACUUACUGAUCAGAAUUUAGGCUUAAAUCUUAAGGGCCAAGCAGUGAUAAUUCUUCCGUUCUUCACUAAUUUGACAGGAAAAAAGCUUGAUGACCUUAAGAAUGCUCUGGAUCAACUUGUAGCUUUCAAUUUUCCCAUGAGGUCUGAUGAGUUUCCCAAAGGAACCUUGAAGCACAAUAACUAUGUAGACUGCACUAAGAAGUUUUUAGAUGUAUUAGAAUUGUCUCAGAGUCCAAUGUUGUUGCAACUGAUGACAGAAAUCCUCUGUAGAGACCACAGACAUUUCAUGGAGGACUUAUUUCAAGCCAGCUUCAAAAGAAUUUCCAGAAGGAGCACCACUGACAAGCAAGUGAUACUGUUGGACACUGUUCACAAAAUGUUCCGAAGUGAGGAACUUCUUUCAAAUACUGCUCGCCAAGCAUUUGUGGAUCGGUCCCUCCUCACUCUCUUGUGGCACUGCAGCUUGGAUGCACUGAGAGUAUUCUUUGGCAAGAUUAUAGUAGAGGCUAUGGAUACUCUUAAUUCCAGGUUUACAAAGUCCCAUGAAUAUACUUUUGAUACACAAGUUACCAAGAAAAUGGGGUAUUACAAGCUACUAGAGGUGAUGUAUGUGCGUCUUUCAAAAGAGGAAGUUUACUCCAAGGACUCUAAAAUUAACCAAGCUUACCGUGGCUCCAUGAAUGUAGAAGGAAAUGAACUUACCAAGACACUAGUAAAGUCAUGCUAUGAUGCAUUUACAGAAAACAUGGCAGGAGAGAGUCAGCUGCUGGAGAAGAGAAGACAGUAUCACUGUGCAGCAUAUAACUGUGCUAUUGCUGUCAUCAGCUGUGUCUUUACUGAAAGUAAAUUUUAUCAAGGCUUUCUUUUUUCAGAAAAAUCAGAAAAGAACUUGCUGAUUUUUGAAAAUUUGAUAGACCUGAAGCGUCAGUAUACAUUUCCUGUUGAAAUUGAGGUGCCUCUGGAAAGGAAGAAGCGGUACAUUGCUAUUAGGAAGGAAGCCAGGGAUGCAGGGAAUACCAGCCAGGAUGAACCCAAGUAUUUAGCUUCUUCAUCAUACAUGAUGGAUAGCAGUUUGAGUGAGGAAAUGAGUCAAUUUGAUUUUUCUACUGGAGUCCAAGGUUUUUCUUAUAGCUCCCAAGAUGUUACCGCUAGCAGCACUCAUUUCAGGAGAAAGGAGCCCACAGAAUACAAGGUUUUAAAUGAUGAGAUGGAACUGGAAAUGGAUGAAUUCAACCAACAUGAAUGUAUGGCUUCUAUGACCUCUCUGAUUAAACAUAUGCAGAGGAACCAGAUCACACCCAAAGUGGAGGAGGGGACAGUUCCAGUAGAUCUCCCUCUUUGGAUGAAAUUUCUUCAUGGCAAAUUAGGAAACCCAUCAGUACCAUUAAAUAUUCGCCUCUUCAUAGCAAAACUUAUUGUUAAUACUGAGGAUGUGUUCCGGCCUUAUGCAAAGCACUGGCUUGGACCAUUGCUGCAGCUUGUUGUUUCUGGAAAUAAUGGAGGUGAAGGGAUUCAUUACAUGGUAGUGGAAAUAGUAGUUACAAUCCUUUCCUGGACAAGUGUAGCCACUCCCAAAGGGAAUAUUAAGGAUGAGAUAUUGGCUAACAGAUUGCUUGAAUUCUUGAUGAAGAAUGCAUUUCACCCAAAAAGAGCUGUGUUCAGGCACAAUCUGGAAAUCAUAAAGACAGUUAUAGAGUGUUGGAAGAACUGUCUCUCCAUACCUUACAGUUUAAUAUUUCAAAAGUUUUCUAGUGGAGACCCUGAUACAAAGGAUAAUUCAGUGGGAAUUCAGCUGCUGGGAAUUGUUCUUGCUAACAAUUUGCCACCCUUUGACCCAAAGUGUGAAAUAGAUCGUGUCAGGUAUUUUCAAGCUUUGACCAGCAACAUGGGCUUACUAAAGUAUAGAGAAGUUUAUGCAGCUGCAGCAGAAGUUUUGGGACUUGCUCUUCAAUACAUUGCUGAGAGAGAAAAUAUACUUGAAGAUCCAGUUUAUGAUUGUGUUAUAAAACAAUUGAAGCAUCAUCAGAACACACAACAUGAUAAGUUUAUUCAAUGCUUGAAUAAAGUUGUUAAGAAUUUUCCACCUCUUGCUGACAGGUUUAUGAAUGCAGUAUUCUUUUUGAUACCCAAACUUCAUGGUGUGAUGAAAACCUAUUGUCUAGAAGUAAUAAUGUGUCGGGCUGAAGAAGUUCCUGAUCUCCACUUGCAGUUAAAGAGUAAAGACUUUAUCCAGAUCAUGAAUCAUAGGGAUGAUGAAAGACAAAGGGUUUGUUUGGAUAUCAUUUACAAGAUGCUGUCUAAAUUAAAACCUCUAGAACUUAAAGAGCUUCUGCCUGGAGUGACAGGGUUCAUUUCUCACCCUUCUGUAGUAUGUCGACAGCGCAUGUAUGAUAUCCUGAUGUGGAUUUAUGAUAAUUACAGUGAUCCAGAAAGUCAAGCAGAUGAUGAUUCUUGGGAGAUACUCAAAGUGGCAAAAGAAAUUCUGCUUCAAGGACUGAUAGAUGAAAAUGCUGAACUGCAAUUAAUUGUUAGGAAUUUUUGGAGUCAUGAGACAAGGUUGCCCACAAAUACUCUUGACCGCAUGCUGUCAUUGUUAAGUUCUUUCUAUUCCACCAAGAUUGAAACACAGUACUUGAGUCUAAUCACAAAUUUUCUGCUUGAAAUGACUAGCAAGAGCCCGGAUUAUUCCAGAAAAAUAUUUGAGCAUCCCCUAUCUGAAUGCAAAUUUCAGGACUUUGUAGUUGAUUCCAGCUGGCGUUACCGAAGUACUGUGCUCACACCAAUGUUUGUGGAGACUCAGGCUUCUCCAAGUACCCACAGGAAUUUGUCACAGGAAAGAUCCUUUUCUCCUUCUGGGUCAGUCAGUGGGCAAGUGAGGGCUACCCAAAGGCAAUAUGAAUUUACACCUACACAGCAUGGUGGUGGUAGAAGUUCUUUUAAUUGGCUGACUGGAAGUAGCAUUGACACAUUGGCAGAGUAUGCAGUUCCUUCAUCCUCUGAAUCCUUGUCUUCAUCCAUGCUGUUGGUUAGCAAAAGGAGUGAAAAAUUUAAACAAGCAACCUUUAAACCAGUGGGGCUAGAUUUCGGGAAAAAACGGUUGGGUUUGCCUGGAGAUGAAGUGGACAGCAAAACUAAAGGUAUAGAAGAACGAGCAGAAAUUCUAAGACUGCGGAGACGUUUCUUGAAGGACCAAGACAAACUCAGUCUGAUUUAUGCCAGAAAAAGUCUGGCUGAACAAAAAAGAGAAAAGGAGAUGAAAUCUGAGCUGAAGAUGAAGUAUGAUGCCCAGGUUACUUUGUACAGAAGUUACCGAGUGGGAGACCUUCCUGACAUCCAGAUUGAAUACUGCAGUCUCAUUGCCCCUCUGCAGGGCCUUGCCCAGAAAGAUCCAACAUUUGCCAAGCAACUUUUCAGCAGUUUGUUUAGUGGAAUUUUUCACGAGGUAAAAAAAUCUAAAAACCCUUCUGAGAAAAACAUCAUUGUCCAGAAGCUGCUGAACGACUUCAAUAAUUUCCUCAGUAUGAGCCUGUCAUACUUUCCACCCUUCAUUGCGUGCAUCCAGGAAAUGAGUUACCAGCACAGAGAGCUACUGGAACUGGACUCAGCUAAUGUGAGCACGAGCUGCCUUGCAAGUUUGCAGCAGCCCAUGGGCAUCCUUCUUCUGGAGCGUGCCCUGAUGGCUCUGUCCCCUGCGGAGGAGCCCCCGUCCAAAAGGAUGCGUGGGAGGACAGAGUUGCCCCCAGAUGUGAUCAGAUGGAUUGAACUUGCUAAGCUCUACAGAUCCCUUGGGGAUUAUGAUGCCCUUCGUGGCAUUUUCAGUGGUAAGAUUGGGACUAAGGAAAUUACGCAGAAAGCUUUGUUGGCAGAAGCAAGGAAUGAUUAUGCUGAAGCAGCUCAAUGUUAUGAUAAGGCACUCUCCCAAGAAGACUGGCAAGAUGGAGAGCCAACAGAAGCAGAGAAGGACUUCUGGGAACUUGCAUCUCUGGAAUGCUAUGACCACCUCACAAUGUGGAAGUCUCUGGAGUAUUGUGCUACUGUUAAUAUUGAUAGUGGAAAACCUCCAGACCUAAGCAAAACAUGGAAUGAUCCAUUUUUUCAGGAGACAUAUCUGCCAUAUAUAAUACGCAGUAAGUUGAAGUUACUGCUCAGUGGGGAGAAUGACCAGACUUUGCUAACCUUUAUUGAUGAGGCAAUGAAGACAGAACAGAAGAAAGCCAUUAUAGAAAUGCACUACAGCCAAGAACUUAGUCUCCUGUACAUCCUGCAAGAUGAUUUUGACAGAGCCAAAUAUUACAUUAGCAAUGGCAUGCAGAUCUUUAUGCAGAGCUACUCCAGCAUUGAUUCCUUGUUAUAUCAGAGUCGAAUGACCAAACUGCAGUCUGUACAAGCUUUGACAGAAAUACAGGAUUUCAUCAAUUUUAUGACCAAGAGAAGUAACUUAGCUUCAGAGGCUUCCCUUAAGAGACUUCUCAGAACUUGGACAAGCAGAUACCCAGAUGCUAAAAUGGAUCCUAUGAACAUCUGGGAUGAUAUCAUCACAAAUCGGUGUUUCUUUCUUGACAAACUGCAGGAGAAACUUCCCUCUGAUCAGGCCAAUGACAGUAUGGAGGUGGAUGGAGAAUACAGUGCUGGUGACCAAAUGGAAGUGGAUCAACAGAGUGAAAACAUUCACUCAAUGAUUAAAAGCUGCAAAUUCAAUAUGAAAAUGAAGAUGAUAGAAAGUGCCAGGAAACAGAACAGCUUUGCUGUGGCCAAGAAGCUCCUGAAAGACUUGCGCAAGGAAGCCAGAACGAGGGAGGACUGGCUGGUGAGGUGGAAUUACGCCUAUUGCCGCUUCACUCACAGCAGCAGCCGCAACCUGAGCUGUCCUGAACGCGUGCUCUCAGUGUUGAAAACCAUCUCCCUGCUUGAAGAUACCAAAUCUGACUAUCUCAGCAAGAACAUAAUGGCCUUCCAAAACCAGAAUCUUCUUCUGGGUACUACGUAUCACAUCAUGGCCAAUGCUCUUAGUCAGGAUCCAAGAUGUCUUGAGCAAAUUGAGAAAGAAAAGGCUGGAAAGAUAUCACUAAUAGCAGGAGAAAGCCUUGAGAACCCUAAAAAGGUGCUGGCAGGUCUGAACAAGAAGGCUUUUCAGUGUUUCAGCUGUGCUGUGAGGAAGUCUGAAGAGGAGGUGCAGUCCUGCUCCAUGGACCAUGUGGACAUGGUGGGAGUUGUCGAUGCAUAUAUGACUUUGAUCAGCUUCUGUGACCAGUAUCUGCGCAGGGAAGAAGAAGGCUUGCUUGAAAUUAACACUGUGGAUCUGCAGCAGUUCCCAGCUAUUGUGGUGGAGAAAAUGAUAAAAGCUUUAAAACUGAAUUCCAGAGAAGCCAGGCUGAGAUUUCCUAGACUACUCCAAAUAAUUGAAAGAUAUCCAGCAGAGACAUUGGGUCUAGUGACACAAGAGCUUCCCUCGGUUCCCUGUUGGCAGUUCAUUGGUUGGAUUAGCCAGAUGAUGGCACUACUUGACAAGGAUGAAGCAGUAGCUGUACAACAUACUGUCGAAGAGAUUGCAAAUACCUAUCCGCAGGCACUCAUCUACCCUUUCAUGAUCAGCAGUGAAAGUUACUGCUUCAAAGAUACUGCGUCUGGCUGCAAGAACAAGCAGUUUGUAGAAAGGAUCAAGAAUAAGUUGGAUAGAGGGGGAGUAAUUCAAGAUUUUGUUCGCUCCCUGGAGCAGCUCUCUAAUCCUGUAAUGAUUUUCAAGGAUUGGGUUGAGGAUGUCAGAAAUGAGUUAUCAAAACCUGAGAGGAACAAAAAGAAACUUAAGGAAAUGUAUGAAGGAAUGUACAAGAAUUUGGGAAAUUUAGAGACUCCUGGCCUUGGAUUAAUGAGGAAAAGGUUUAUUCAGGCUUUUGGGAAGGACCUGGAUCAUCAUUUUGGCAGAGAUGGUUCAGAACUGUUGGAUAUGAAGACUAGUGACUUCAAUGCGAUUGCAACUUCUCUCCACUCAAAAAUGAUCAAAACCUAUAAAGAACCUGGGAACCUCAAAGAGUGUUCACCAUGGAUGAGUGAAUUCAAAGCUGAGUUCUUGAGGAGUGAACUGGAGGUUCCUGGUCAGUACGACGGAAAAGGGAAACCACUGCCAGAGUACCACGCAAAAAUCUCUGGUUUUGAUGAACGGAUAAGUGUGAUGGAAUCCUUGAGGAAGCCAAAACGUAUAACAAUCCGAGGCAGCGAUGAGCGGGAGUAUCCUUUUCUUGUCAAAGGUGGUGAAGACCUGCGACAAGACCAACGCAUUGAGCAGCUGUUUGAUGUAAUGAACAUUAUCCUUUCCCAAGAUGCUACAUGUAGCCAAAGGAAUAUGCAGUUAAAAACUUACCAGGUCAUCCCCAUGACAACAAGACUGGGACUCAUCAAGUGGCUGGAAAAUACUUGUACCUUAAAAGAAUUCCUUAAAAAUAGCAUGUCUGAAGAGGAAGAUAUCAGCUAUUACAGCCCAAGAGGACCUCGUGCUACCUAUUCUGAGUGGCUGUCCAGGAUGGGUGGGAAAGCACAGGGCAUCUCUCGAUACCAUGCUAUGUACAGGAAUGCCAGCCGUACAGAAGCGGUCACAUCCUUCAAAAGCAGGGAGAGCAGCGUUCCAGAAGACCUGCUACGGCGAGCCUUUGUGAAAAUGAGCACAUCUCCUGAGGCUUUCCUGGCCCUGCGCUCCCACUUUGCCAGCUCACAUGCACUGAUGUGCAUCAGCCACUGGAUACUUGGGAUUGGAGACCGGCAUCUGUCCAACUUCAUGAUUAACAAGGAGACAGGUGGCAUGGUGGGAAUAGACUUCGGAUACGCUUUUGGUGCAGCUACACAGUUUUUGAUUGUGCCAGAGUUGAUGCCCUUUCGCCUGACUCGCCAGUUUGUUAAUCUGAUGAUGCCAGUGAAAGAGUGGGGACUCAUUUACAGCGUGAUGGUGCAUGCCCUGCGGGCUUAUCGUUCAGAUCCAGACCUCCUCAUCAGCACCAUGGAUGUAUUUGUAAAAGAGCCUUCUUUGGACUGGAAGAACUUUGAACAAAGACAGCUGAAAAAAGGAGGCACAUGGAUUAAGGAAAUAAACACAUCUGAAGUAAACUGGUACCCUUUACAAAAGGUCAACUAUGUCAGAAGAAAGCUUACAGGUGCCAAUCCAGCAAUAAUCACUUGCGAUGAGCUGCGUCUGGGCCACGAGUGGUCGCCUGCUUAUAAUGAUUUUGCAGCUGUGGCUCGUGGUAACUCUAAUCAUGAUAUCAGAGCCAAAGAGCCAGAGGAUGGACUUUCAGAGGAGGCCCAAGUGAGAUGUCUCAUCGAUCAAGCAACAGACCCCAAUAUUCUUGGCAGAGUCUGGGAAGGAUGGGAACCCUGGAUGUGAGGAACUGCCAUCUACAACUCUGUCUGCCAAGGGGACCUGUACCCUAAAACACAGCUGCAACCAGAUCAGAAUUUUAAGGCCAAAAAGGAAAAAAACUCUUAACUAUUUUUAUCACCAGUUAACUUGACUAAUAGAGAAAAUAAACUUUUUGUAUUAAAGCUGUA
Messenger RNA from Vidua chalybeata, 12566 nucleotides. It is a transcript of the gene PRKDC, whose product is annotated as protein kinase, DNA-activated, catalytic subunit. The coding region runs from base 1 to 12402 and encodes 4133 amino acids. The record is from RefSeq and is a predicted model, not a curated record. NCBI's taxonomy places the organism in Eukaryota, Metazoa, Chordata, Aves, Passeriformes, Viduidae. Gene Ontology annotation, molecular function: DNA-dependent protein kinase activity; protein binding. Gene Ontology annotation, cellular component: nucleus. The transcript has 86 exons. Gene Ontology annotation, biological process: intrinsic apoptotic signaling pathway in response to DNA damage; telomere maintenance; immunoglobulin V(D)J recombination.